AUCUUUGUUCUGUUUUGUGCCAGUGUCAAGUCAUGUGCAACUGUUUGAAUGCUUUAUGAAAACACAAAACAAUAAAAAUCACAUAAAUCAAAUUCUUCACAUACUUAAAAUUUUUACAUUUGAGUAAUAAAAUAUAAAACAAAUAUUCAGCCUUAAAUUUUUUAAAAGAGAAGUGAAUGAUCUGCAUCCUGUCUUUCGAACAUGGCUUACUAUUGGGAAAGUCACAAGUUUUUCACAUGCUUGGGUCCAUUUCUCAAUGGAUUGGUCUGGGGCUGUAAGAAACAUCUGACUUCUUUGAAACUGAAAUCCAUCAAGAAAUGAUGAUCAGAACCUGCCAAAUUCAACACAAAACAGAAGUGUUUCUGAAGUCUGAUGGGAAAAUUAAAUCCACCAACAGCUCUGCACAGACACAUUGAGCUGAACCUUUUCAUAUCUUUAUAAAAAUGCAGAUUUUGUUGACUAUAUUUUUUAAUGUCGCUAUUACCUUUGCAUACAUAGAACUGGGUUAUUGUGUCUGUGCUCAUGCUGAAUAUGAGAUAAACGGACAAUGUUGCCCCAUGUGCGCACCUGGUAACCAUGUUUUUUGGCAUUGCACUGUGGAUACCAGCACAACUUGUGAACCCUGCAGUGAAUUCACAUACACUGAUGAGCCUAAUGGUAUUGAAAAAUGUUUUCCCUGCUCAGCCUGUGAUACAGCCGGUUUAAAGACACAGAAGGCCUGUACACCAUUAUCAGACACAGUUUGUGAACCAGUAGACGGAUUCUUCUGUGUGACCCAAGAAAAGGGCAGCUGUAGAUCAGCUGUUAAACAUUCUCAAUGUAAACCUGGAGAAUUCAUCCAACAAAGAGGAACAGAAAGCACAGAUACUGUAUGUGGAGUCUGCACAAAUGGCACUUACUCUGAUGGCACUUUUGCAGCUUGUCAGCCAUAUACAAUAUGCCAGAGUAUGGGUCGUAAACAAAUAAAAGCAGGAACUAUGUCAUCUGAUGCUAGAUGUGAAUAUUUUACUCCAGAUCUCAUUGGAAUUAUAACUGGUGUUGUGAUCAUUGUUGUUGUUAUUAUUGGAGUCUCAUUAAUCCAGUUUAUCAAACACAAAGUCAAACGCUCAUCAGGGACGAGGUUCGUCCAGAUCUAAUGUUGGUGGAUGACAACUAAAAAUGUAUUUUAUCAUUUAAUAAUAUUUCAUAUGUUUAAUGUUUCUAUAUAUAAAAUAUUAUGUAUUAACAAUAUUGUAAUAUCAAAAAAAUGUUCUGUAUUUAUGACAAAGUUUAUUCUUAACCAGUUUCAUUGAAAACCAAAUCUGAUUUCUUUAUAAAUCAAUAUUUUCAAAAAAAAAAAUCUAUUGUAUUGGAUGCCAAAACAUGUACAAUUAUGAUACAGUAUGUAAAACUAUGUGGAAAAAAAAUUAACAUGGCUACUCAAUCAAAAGAAUAAACAAGCAUAUACUUCAUUAUA
Megalobrama amblycephala (Wuchang bream) is the source of this 1456-nucleotide messenger RNA. Its product is annotated as tumor necrosis factor receptor superfamily member 14-like. The coding region runs from base 444 to 1136 and encodes 230 amino acids. Gene Ontology annotation, molecular function: protein binding. The record is from RefSeq and is a predicted model, not a curated record. Gene Ontology annotation, biological process: negative regulation of alpha-beta T cell proliferation; positive regulation of cytokine production involved in immune response; positive regulation of T cell migration. The transcript is spliced from 8 exons. NCBI's taxonomy places the organism in Eukaryota, Metazoa, Chordata, Actinopteri, Cypriniformes, Xenocyprididae. Gene Ontology annotation, cellular component: external side of plasma membrane.